Molecule: messenger RNA, 4127 nt
Organism: Amblyraja radiata (thorny skate)
Lineage: Eukaryota; Metazoa; Chordata; Chondrichthyes; Rajiformes; Rajidae
Gene: whamm
Product: WASP homolog associated with actin, golgi membranes and microtubules
Exons: 10
Coding region: 65-2323 (752 amino acids)
Biological process (GO): endoplasmic reticulum to Golgi vesicle-mediated transport; Arp2/3 complex-mediated actin nucleation
Cellular component (GO): cytoplasm; endoplasmic reticulum-Golgi intermediate compartment membrane
Molecular function (GO): Arp2/3 complex binding; actin binding
Source: RefSeq, a predicted model, not a curated record
GCUGCCUCCAGGUGACGUCAGGGGGGGAAGGCCAGGGCGAUGCGGCUGCCGGCCGAGCCGGCCCAUGGACGCCGAGCGGAUGGACAGCCUGGACGGCUGGGUCUCGGUGAAGAGCGGUCUGUUCGCGGAGACGCAGCGCCCCCGCCUGCGCUUCCUGGCCGCCUGGAACGAUGUGGAGGGAAAGUUCGCCGUCACCUGUCACAACCGGCAGCUGCAGGCGCGGGCCGCCGAGCCCGAGCCCGAGGCCCCGGCUCCGAGCAGCUGGGCUGCGCUCUACUCCCCGCAGGAGCUCUGCUGCAUCCACCGGGUGCUGGCCGCCAGCUGCGCCGCCCUGGAGCGCUGCUUCCCCGCGCUGCCAGAGCUUAGGCCCCGGGGUCUGUGGGGCCUCUUGUUCCCGGGCAGCUCUCUGGCCGAGGGCUCCGAGCCCGGCCCCGACCUGGACUCCGUCUGCCGCCAGCUCGAACUCUACCUGGACGCCGCCAUCGAGCUCUGCGGACAUCGCAUCGCCCUGGACACUCUCUUCCCCGAGGGCGAGGUCGAGGACUACUUCGAGAGUGUGAGCGAGCUCCGUGGCCGCAGCCUGGAGCAGCGGGUGGCCAGCGGACGGGAGGCGCUGAGGAAGAUCUUGAACCAACACAUUCAAGCUAAGAAUCUGGUAACCCUUAAAAGAUUCUACCUGGAGGAAGAUGAAGCCUAUCAGGAGCUGGUCACUGCCGCCACGCAAUUCUACCAGUGUUUACUGCAGCCUUUCCGGGAUAUGCGAGAGUUUGCCUCGCUGUGUAAACAGGAGGCCUUGAAAUCAUUGGAGUUUGACACUCUGGGUCCAAGGAGAAUUCAGAGUCUGCAGAAAGAAGUGGAAGAAUGGUCCCGGCGCAUGCAAGAAGCAGUCUGCUCAAUCCAGGACAUAACAGUGGAUUAUUUCCGGGAGACGGUGAAAGCGCUGGCAGCUAUGCAGAAACGGAUGGAAGAAGAUCCAACUCACUUUGGCAAAGCUGCCUGGGCCAGUGUGGCACCCAGACAGGAGAAAUUGAGGUUCAUGUUUGCGAAGGAAACUUUACAAUACACCCGGGCAAAAGAGCUGUGUUUGAAGCGCAAGAAAACGCAGAUUCAGUACAAGAUGGCGCAUCUUGACACCAGGAAAGCAGUGGCGAUGGUGGAUGAGUUAGAAAUGCAGUAUUAUGAAACGCAGCUGGAGUUGUACAACAUUCAACUUGAAACGUUAAAAUAUGAGGAGCUGCUGGUUGUCGCUCAGCUGGACACCCUUCGACGUGAAGCCAGGGAGAAAGAGGAAGAAGUGGUUUACUAUGAUGCCUGUGAAGACCCUGAGCAGCUUCGGGCCAAUGAAGGGAUGGGCCUGGUACAUGACAGUCGCUCGGUAGACAUUAAGAUGUUGUUGCACAAAGUUCACCAGCUGGAGAAUAAACGAGGUGCCAUUUGCUCACGGCGAUCGUACCUGAGGAAUAAGCGGGAGGAGUGUAAAGAAACACAAAGAGCUAAGCAGCAGCAGUUGCAAGGAGAAGAAGCUAAUUUCCGACAACACCAUAGCAUUCAGGUGAAACAUGACCAGAAUAAAGAAGAAAACAUAAGGAGACGGGAGUGGGUAAACAUGGAGAGGCAAAAGACUUUGCAAAGGCUGCGUAGUUUUAAAGAGAAAUCCUCAGGACAGAUUGCAUUUAAACCUCGUUGUCAAACUUCCAGAGUGCAGAACCAAGACACAGCAGCAUCGCACUCUGCCAGCAAAAAGCAACCCAGAGCCUCCAAGUCUUCCAGCAAUGUUCCAGUGCACAUCUUCCUCCCGUCAGGUGCUGUAAUAUCUUCAGGAGAGGCAGACACAAGAGCAAUCUCUUCAGUGAUGCUUCCACCACCAGCGCCCCCACCACCACCACCACCACCACUGCCCCCACCACCUCCUCUUCCUCCGGUUCUCCUGAGCAGCAAGGGCACAUCAGAAGGCACGAAAGAACAGCCACUCAUCUUCACCAGUGAAAAUUCAGCAAAGAAAUCCCUAAAGGAAAAUAUAGGAUCCAUGGACGAUGUGCUGGCUUCACUAAAGCGUGGCGAAGUGUUGCUUAAGAAGGUUGAUCGGACUAAGGUGCUGUCUGCAGAGAAGCCUGUGGGUUUGCGAGAUAAUUUGUUAGCUGAGAUUCGCCGAGGUGUCCCAUUGCGAAAGGUCCAAGAAGGCCCUGUCCAACCCUUGAACAAUGACCCAACCACCGAGUUAGAGCGCAGCAUCAAAGCAGCCAUGAAACGGAUGAAGACGGUGUCUCCGGAAUCUGAAGAUGAAGAUGAUGAAGAUGCACAGGCUGAGGAAUGGGACAGCUGACCUAGGCUGUUGCCUGGUACUUGUUGCAAAUAACCCCAUCUGCAACUUUGGAUCUAGUCCAUCUGAAAUGGCUGAUAGGAUAAUGCAGUUGUAGCAAAAUAGAAAUGGAAGUGUAGUAGAUGACGCACCCAACCAGUUUUGAUGCUGAAGGAUCCAAUUGGUGAGCUCUUCUACCACAAAACCUCACAACAUUCAGUGUCACGUGAAGGUUGGAAUAUGACCAUCCAAAAGUACCCGUGGUGCUUAAUCGCAGUCAACUGGCAGUCAGACAAUUCUGGCAUAAAGAAAAAUCAAUAUUCAGUCAUUUGAAUUGUGCCUUUACAUUAUCAGAUCUCGCCCUGCUGCAUACUAGCACAACAUACACACUUGUGAUGUGUGGAUACUGCCUACAUGCGCAUCUUCAAACAUGUUUUAAUCUUUUGUGUAGACUCUUCCUUCAGGCUGUUUUCCUUGCUCCCCAUUCAAUUCUUGCUGAGCUGCCUUGGUUUUGAUUUGAAGCCUGAUUAUCCCUAUUGCACUUAAGAGAAUAUUUUAAGAACCAAGAUCUUGUAUUAUCACUGUGCCAACAGAGUUCAUUUUUACAGUUCCUUUCAUGUAUUUUGAUUUCAGGUCCAGUGAUUGAGGACAGGGUAGGGAAGUGCAGGUGAAGGGAGAUGUCCACAAUGGUAUUAAAUGGUGAUGCAGGCUGGCGGCACAGUAUGUCUCCUGCGUUUGAUGUUGCGUGGUAGUAGAAAUAUUGGAGAAGGAAUGUCACUUCAAACAUGGGAGGCAGGAUGAGGAAAGAACAAAGGCUUCUAUUUUUCAUCUUUGAAGCCCGAGCCAGUACAUUUUUGGGGGGAAAACGUGUGUAGUUGUGAUGUGUGAAAUGCAGCCGCCAAGUUGUUUAUGAUGAGGUCCUGCUAACGGCAACCUGUCAAUGUCCCAAUCAAUCACAUUCUGUGAGAGGCUCCAGGGCAACCCUCCGGCUAUUGGAAUAGUGAUAAAGGGCAAUUUAAAUGCAGCUCACCUAAGGUGAGGGUUGGGUUUGAUGUUGGUGAGGGUCACAUCCACCAGUAAAGCACUCCCUACGUGCUGCAUGCGGUGACUUUAAGUGACAGCAUCACUUUUCUAAGGCACUGGGAUGUGAUUAUGGUGAGAUUUAAACACAAGAUUGAGGAUUUUAUAUUUGUACUGGGGCAUUAGGCUGGUGCAAGUUAGUGAGGAGAAAUGGCGAUACCAGGAGGCAGAACAGCAGUGUUUCAGCUGGUGAAAGUUAACUUGAUGGAAACAGUUGCCUCUGCUGCCCACUGUGAGCUGGGCUUCUACGGAAUGCUUGCAUGUCUGGAAAGAGAAUAAUUGAUUGAAAACUGGAAAGGGGCUGUUUGGAUUUAAUACAGCACAAGAUGCUUGAGCGAUGAACUGUUGACGUUGUACUUGCAAUGGGAGCAGUCCCGCUCUGGGUUUGAUGAGGACCGGGACACCAGUGUGUGGUUCUGGGGUUUAAAGGGAACCUUCCCAAGCGGAGGCAACCUUUUCAGUGCUGCUGUUUAACGUCUUUCGUUCCAGUCUCUUGUUGGAUGACGGCCGUGUAUUUGAUUGUAAUGCCCUCCAUAGUUGAAUAGGGAUGCCAAUAUUGUUUGGACAUGAGAAAGGUGGUUAGUAAGAAGAACUGAAAAGCCAUUUAAAAAGAUUCAUCCGAUUGAGAACUGCACAAUAGCUGAGGGAGAAUAGACUAAUAUUGCAUUGUGCUUUUCACUCUUUGCUGCAGAAUUAUUCCUCUCAGAAUGUUGAUGUGAAUAAACCACUGCUAAUCCUGUUAACUAAA